AUGUGGAAUUACGCCAGAUUGUCAAGCACAGAUGUGGAAGAGCCUCUGGGAUUUUACGAAGAUGAAGAGUCAAGGGCCCAGCGAAAUGCAGAAGAAGACGCGCAGGCUUGGGGGCAUUGUCCAAAUUGGUUUGUGAACAUGAUUCCAGAAUUAUCGCUUCAAGAGCGAUUGUUGGGAUGUGCCACCUGUAUGAUAUGUGGCUAUCUGCUGAGCAUCGGGUCCCUGUUGAGAAUGAAGGACUUAAUGGUCGGAAAUCCCGUACCUUUGGUUUCAACGGUUACAUUUGGAAAUAUCAUCUCCCUAUGCGGGACUUUCUUUUUGGCAGGGCCGAGAUCCCAAUUGCGACGAAUGUUUCACGCUUCUCGUCGAAAUGCGUCAUUCAUGUACUUGGGGAGUCUGAGUAUCACAUUUGCUCUUUUGUUGAUGCCCCGCUUCUUGGGACGGGGAUUGGUCCUGUUUGUACUCCUUCUAAGUCAAUAUGCCUCCAUAUCCUGGUACUGCCUUUCAUACGUUCCAUUUGGAAGAGAAUUACUUGAGAAGUGUUUCCGUCUAAUGAUGGCCUCCAAUAGCAACGAUACCGAAGAAUAA
This is a messenger RNA of Cylindrotheca closterium, 588 nucleotides long. NCBI's taxonomy places the organism in Eukaryota, Bacillariophyta, Bacillariophyceae, Bacillariales, Bacillariaceae. The record is from the annotation of a GenBank genome assembly.